CACAUACCAUCCAUGCCGUGCACAAAUGGUAAUUCACGACUUGGAAGCAUUUGAAAAGUUGUUAAAAUAUUGCUAAUAUUUUACUAAUUAACUGAACAAUUAAUUAUUCUAUUGCCUCGAGAGAGUAGCCCCCGAAGUAGACUCCUCUUUCACACGAAUACCCCUCUAAUUUCGUCUUUACUUGAGCUGAUUUUUUGAAUCUCUGGAUGCAGUAGUUCGUCGACAAGAAACUCUACUCGUCGUCGCCUCAACGAUAACAAAAUAAUGGCGACAAUUAAUCCCCCUCUCAAGGAGAAGCCCCGCGGGAUCAUUGCCGGUCUCGCCGGUCGUAUCUGGUACGUCGCCGAGACACUUUUCUCCUACGGUUACGCUAUCCUCGAGUCCUUCGUUUUCAUCGCGUUUUCCGGUCUUUUUAUCGCCGUGAGGUCAUACUUUAUCAAAAAUGAGGAAGACAAUCUUAUCGUGACCUCGUCCGGGGGAGGGCGAAACUCUGUCAAGAAACAUGUCAACAUUUACUACGCCUCGCAAACCGGGACAGCGCAGCGUUUCGCCGAACAAUUGUUCCGAGACGUGGAAAAGAUGGACGACGCGGUUAACUGUCCCGGUGACCUGUUAUCCCCCGUGAAAAACUUGUCCCUCACAGAGGUCGAACACUUAUCGGAAUUAGGUCUAGCUUCCUCAUCACUGGACUCUGUGGGCGUCGCGAUUUUUAUUGUGCCCACCUAUGAAGACGGCGCGCCUCCCGAUUCAGCCGAAUGGUUCUUUAAAUCCCUCGCGGAAAACGCGGUUGACUUCCGCGUGUCGAAAAGCUACUUGAAGAAGAUGAACUAUGCCGUAUUCGGGUUGGGAAAUUCUCUCUAUUGUGACAAUUUCAAUAAGGUCGCGAAGCAGCUUGACUACAAUUUAGCCCACCUAGGGGCACAACGACUCCUCCCCCUCCAACUGGGAAAUGAGAAUAGCACCGAGUCUGACUUUGGCAGCUUGGUGGCCGACUUCAACAUGUGGAAGAGACGUCUUCUCAAGAUACUUUUGUCCAACGAGGCACCCGCUUUUCAUCCUCUCGGCGGCAUCACCUCUUCGAGCGAUAAAAAUUCUCAUCCUCCUCAAGACGAAGACCUUGUCGAAUCUUCCUCCGAAGACGAGGCUGCUGACGACACCGUCGACCAACCUGGAACUUGUGGAAGCAAGACAGAAAUCAAAAUCAACCAAAAUAAUAAGACAUCUUCCGGAGAUCUCGUCGAUUUAGAAGACAUCGGCUCCCUCGUGAUCACGGCGAGAAAGAAGAUCGCCCGAGAAAAACAGGAUUUCGCCGAGAUGGGAAAUUUAAAAGAAAUGGUAACACCCGAGCUGAGGAAGGCGCUGACAAAACAAGGCUACAAACUGAUUGGGUCACAUUCAGGGGUUAAAUUGUGUCGCUGGACGAAGUCAAUGUUGAGAGGAAGAGGUGGCUGUUAUAAGCACACCUUUUACGGCAUCGCGUCCCACCAGUGCAUGGAGGCUACGCCGAGUCUCGCCUGCGCCAACAAGUGCGUCUUUUGCUGGCGUCAUCAUUCAAAUCCUGUUGGCACCGAGUGGAAAUGGAAGAUGGACGAGGCGCAGAUGAUUCUUGACGGAGCGUUGCAAAACCAUUACAAGAUGAUCAAGGAAUUUCAAGGAGUUCCUGGCGUAAGUCGCGAACGUAUCGAAGAAGGCUUGCAUGCCCGCCAUUGCGCCCUUUCCCUCGUCGGAGAGCCCAUCAUGUACCCCGAAAUCAACAAGUUUGUCAAACUCCUGCACGCCAAGAACAUUUCGAGCUUUCUCGUCACCAACGCCCAGUUCCCAGACGCCAUUCGAGCCAUGUCACCCGUCACGCAGUUGUAUGUCAGUGUCGAUGCGGCGACGAAGGAAAGUCUCAAGAAGAUUGAUCGCCCCCUUUUUAAAGAUUUUUGGGAAAGGUUUCUCGACAGUUUGAAAGAAAUUAAGGAUAAGGGCCAACGGACGGUUUAUCGCCUCACCCUCGUAAAAGACAUGAACGUCGCAGAACUUCAGAAUUACGCAAAACUCGUGGAACUCGGAGAUCCAGACUUUAUUGAAAUUAAGGGCGUCACGUACUGCGGGACAUCCAAAGCGUCCACCUUAACGAUGGAGAACGUACCGUGGCACGAGGAGGUGGUAUCUUUCAGCCAAUCCCUAUGCACCAAUCACCUCCCCAACUAUGAACUUGCAUGCGAGCACGAGCACUCCAACUGCAUCCUCCUCGCGAACAAACGGUUCAAAAUCGACGGGGCUUGGCACACAUGGAUUGAUUACGACAAGUUCCAUCAACUAGUACAAAAAUACUACGAUAGCGAUGGAACUAUCACGUUCAACGCGUUGGACUACGCCGAGAAAUCACCGUCCUGGGCUGUGUACGGUUCGAAUGAGAAGGGAUUCGACCCAGAGGAGACGCGAUGGAUGAGAAAAUCAAAAAACAAGGACAUUUCAGGGUGCUAAAUAACCGCACAAAUAAAGAAAUGCGUAGUUUAAUUGAGCAGAGUGCCUUCACGUCAGACUCUUUACACUGUUUUGCAAUGUAUAAAAUUAAUUAUAUAAUUAAUUAUUUAAGUCAGUUUAAAAUGAUUAAAAAUUUAGAAAACUCUCUUGUCCAAUGUGCAUGUGAACCAUGUCGUAUGUAUAGUUUUUUGUUCUCUUCUAUUUUCUCGUUUCGUUUAGAUUUCUAAAUUGAACUACAUUUGAAUAUUUUAGUACAGCAGUAAUUAAAUUAUUUAAAGUACAAACAGUUUUUGCCUGUACUGAUAUAUUUAAAGAAUAACUAUGCAAUUAAAAACUGCGUGUUUAAUAUAAGUUAGUAAAUAAAACUUGUAUCAAACUUUA
Messenger RNA from Folsomia candida, 2853 nucleotides. Its product is annotated as S-adenosyl-L-methionine-dependent tRNA 4-demethylwyosine synthase TYW1. Gene Ontology annotation, molecular function: FMN binding; catalytic activity; 4 iron, 4 sulfur cluster binding. The coding region runs from base 265 to 2472 and encodes 735 amino acids. The record is from RefSeq and is a predicted model, not a curated record. Gene Ontology annotation, biological process: wybutosine biosynthetic process. The transcript is spliced from 13 exons. Lineage: Eukaryota; Metazoa; Arthropoda; Collembola; Entomobryomorpha; Isotomidae.